AUGAACAUGGGAAACCAAACUGUCAUCUCUGAAUUCCUUCUCCUGGGCCUGCCCAUUGAACCAGAUCAGCGAGACUUGUUCUAUGCCCUCUUCCUCGCCAUGUAUCUUACCACCUUCCUGGGAAACCUGCUCAUCAUCAUCCUCAUCUACUUGGACUCCCACCUCCACACGCCCAUGUAUAUGUUUCUCAGCAACCUGUCUUUCUCUGACCUCUGUUUUUCCUCUGUGACUAUUCCCAAAUUGUUGCAGGACAUGCAGAGUCAAGUCCCUUCCAUCCCCUAUGCUGGCUGCCUGACCCAGAUGUACUUCUUCCUGUUUUUUGCAGAUGUGGAGAGCUUUCUCCUUGUGGUCAUGGCCUAUGACCGCUAUGUGGCUAUCUGCUUCCCUCUGCACUACACCACCAUCAUGAGCCCAAAGCUCUGCCUCUCCCUGGUGGUGCUGUCCUGGGUGCUGACCACUUUCAUUUCUUUGUUGCAUACUCUGCUCAUGGCUCGGUUAUCUUUCUGUGCUGAUAAUGUGGUUCCCCAUUUUUUCUGUGACAUGUCAGCUCUGCUGAGGUUGGCCUGCUCUGACAUUCAGAUAAAUGAAAUGGUGAUAUUUAUCUUGGGAGGACUUGUCAUUGUUGUUCCAUUUCUAUUAAUCUUUUCAUCCUAUGUACGAAUUGUCUCCUCCAUCCUCAAGGUUCCUUCAGCCAGAGGCAUCCGCAAGGCCUUCUCCACCUGUGGCUCCCACCUCUCUGUUGUGUCUCUCUUCUAUGGGACAAUCUUUGGUCUCUAUUUGUGCCCUUCAUCUAGCAACUCUACUGUCAAGGAGACUGUCAUGGCUGUUAUGUACACUGUGGUGACUCCCAUGCUGAACCCCUUUAUUUAUAGCCUGAGGAAUCAGGACAUAAAAGGAGCUUUGAGAAGAGUUUUUUCAAAGCAGACUGUUCAGUUUUCUCUGGGACAGUGA
Messenger RNA from Erinaceus europaeus (western European hedgehog), 951 nucleotides. Its product is annotated as olfactory receptor-like protein DTMT. The record is from RefSeq and is a predicted model, not a curated record. Bases 1 to 951 code for a protein of 316 amino acids. Gene Ontology annotation, molecular function: olfactory receptor activity; G protein-coupled receptor activity. Gene Ontology annotation, cellular component: membrane. Lineage: Eukaryota; Metazoa; Chordata; Mammalia; Eulipotyphla; Erinaceidae. Gene Ontology annotation, biological process: G protein-coupled receptor signaling pathway. The transcript has a single exon.